UCCGGGGGCCUGCCCUGCGCGUGCGCACUGCGGUUCUGCGCUUGUCAUCAUGGCGACGCGGGGCCAUGUGCAGGACCCUAACGACAGGCGCCUCCGGCCCAUUUACGAUUAUCUUGACAAUGGUAAUAAUAAAAUGGCAAUUCAGCAAGCAGACAAACUGUUGAAAAAACAUAAGGAUCUUCAUUGUGCUAAGGUUUUAAAGGCAAUUGGUUUACAGAGAACUGGAAAACAAGAGGAAGCCUUCACCUUGGCACAGGAAGUAGCAGCCCUUGAACCCACAGAUGACAAUUCGCUGCAGGCACUAACUAUUCUUUACCGGGAGAUGCAUCGACCGGAGUUAGUUACAAAACUUUAUGAGGCAGCUGUGAAGAAAGUUCCCAAUAGUGAGGAGUAUCACUCUCACCUCUUCAUGGCCUAUGCCAGAGUGGGUGAAUACAAGAAAAUGCAACAGGCUGGCAUGGCUCUAUAUAAGAUUGUCCCCAAAAACCCUUACUACUUUUGGUCUGUGAUGAGCUUAAUAAUGCAAUCUAUAUCGGCACAGGAUGAAAACCUCUCAAAAACAAUGUUUCUGCCCCUUGCUGAGAGAAUGGUAGAAAAAAUGGUAAAAGAGGACAAGAUAGAGGCCGAGGCGGAAGUUGAACUUUAUUAUAUGAUCCUGGAACGUUUAGGAAAGUACCAGGAAGCCUUAGAUGUCAUCAGAGGGAAAUUAGGAGAGAAGUUGACAAGUGAGAUUCAGAGUCGGGAAAAUAAAUGCAUGGCUAUGUACAAGAAGCUGAGCAGGUGGCCAGAGUGCAAUGCCCUUUCCAGGCGCCUCUUACUGAAAAACUCAGAUGACUGGCAGUUCUAUUUGACUUAUUUCGAUUCUGUCUUUCGACUGAUUGAAGAGUCCUGGACUCCUCCUGCUGAAGGUGAACACUCUUUAGAAGGAGAUGUACAUUAUUCUGCAGAAGAAGCUGUGAAGUUUAUAGAAGAUCGAAUAACAGAAGAAUCUAAAAGUUCUCGCCGUCUCCGAGGACCACAUCUAGCUAAAUUGGAGCUGAUUAGGCGUUUACGAAGUCAGGGUUGUAAUGAUGAGUACAAACUGGGUGAUCCAGAAGAAUUAAUGUUCCAGUAUUUUAAAAAGUUUGGGGAUAAGCCUUGUUGUUUUACAGACCUUAAGGUGUUUGUUGACCUCUUGCCUACUACACAGUGUACAAAAUUUAUUAAUCAGUUACUUGGAGUUGUUCCUUUGUCGACACCAACAGAAGAUAAGUUGGCACUGCCUGCUGACAUCAGAGCUCUGCAGCAACAUUUAUGUGUGGUGCAGCUGACAAGGUUACUUGGCUUAUACCACACCAUGGAUAAAAAUCAGAAAUUGAAUGUGGUCAGAGAAUUGAUGUUAAGGUACCAGCAUGGACUGGAAUUUGGGAAAUCCUGUUUGAAAACAGAAUUGCAAUUUUCUGACUAUUACUGUCUUCUUGCUGUCCAUGUGCUUAUUGAUAUAUGGAGAGAAACAGGUGAUGAGACCACCGUGUGGCAGGCCCUGACUUUGCUAGAAGAAGGAUUAACCCAUAGCCCUUCCAAUGCUCAAUUCAAAUUGCUGCUUGUUCGAAUCUACUGUCUUCUGGGUGCAUUUGAACCAGUGGUGGAUCUUUACUCCAGCCUUGAUGCUAAGCAUAUCCAGCAUGAUACCAUUGGUUAUCUUUUGACCCGAUAUGCUGAAUCUCUAGGUCAGUAUGCUGCUGCUUCCCAAUCCUGUAACUUCGCACUCAGGUUUUUCCACUCCAACCAGAAAGAUACCUCAGAAUAUAUUAUUCAAGCUUACAAGUAUGGUGCGUUUGAGAAGAUCCCAGAGUUUAUCGCUUUUAGGAACAGGCUGAAUAAUUCUCUUCAUUUUGCACAAGUCCGUACUGAACGGAUGCUGUUAGACCUUCUACUUGAAGCAAAUAUAUCAACCAGCUUAGCAGAAAGUAUAAAGUCAAUGAAUCUUAGACCAGAAGAAGAUGACAUUCCAUGGGAAGAUUUGCGAGACAACAGAGACUUAAAUGUUUUCUUCAGCUGGGAUCCAAAAGACAGGGAUGUUUCUGAAGAACAUAAGAAACUUUCCUUGGAGGAGGAGACCAUGUGGUUACGAAUCCGUUCCUUAACACUGAGGCUGAUUAGUGGGCUUCCAAGUCUUAAUCACCCUGUGGAGCCAAAGAACUCAGAGAAGACUGCUGAGAAUGGUGUAUCCUCCCGGAUUGAUAUUCUUCGUUUGCUCGUUCAACAGCUGGAGGUAGCCCUGGAGACAGGAAAGCGGUUCAUUGAGAAGGAAAUUCAGUAUCCUUUUCUUGGUCCUGUACCUACCAGAAUGGGUGGAUUUUUAAAUUCUGGCUGUUCUCAUUGUCAGAUAAGCUCUUUUUAUCUUGUUAAUGACAUUUAUGAGCUGGAUACCAAUGGUUUAGAGGAUACAGUGGAGGUCCAGGAGCGAAUAGAGAAUAGUCUUAAGUCUUUGUUAGAACAAUUAAAAAGUGUCUUCAGUAAAUGUAAAGGUGAUCUCUUAGAAGUUAAAGACAGUAACUUGAAAACACAUCCUACUCUUUUAGAAAAUCUAGUCUUCUUUGUUGAGGUAUGUUUUUGUUCUCUUUGUGAAAG
Messenger RNA from Galeopterus variegatus (Sunda flying lemur), 2613 nucleotides. Its product is annotated as N-alpha-acetyltransferase 25, NatB auxiliary subunit. Lineage: Eukaryota; Metazoa; Chordata; Mammalia; Dermoptera; Cynocephalidae. The record is from RefSeq and is a predicted model, not a curated record. The transcript is spliced from 21 exons. Gene Ontology annotation, molecular function: protein-N-terminal amino-acid acetyltransferase activity; protein binding. Gene Ontology annotation, biological process: N-terminal peptidyl-methionine acetylation. Gene Ontology annotation, cellular component: cytoplasm; NatB complex. The annotation marks the transcript as partial.